Hippopotamus amphibius kiboko is the source of this 2683-nucleotide messenger RNA. Its product is annotated as leukocyte immunoglobulin-like receptor subfamily B member 3. Gene Ontology annotation, molecular function: inhibitory MHC class I receptor activity. Bases 1 to 1875 code for a protein of 624 amino acids. The transcript has 13 exons. The record is from RefSeq and is a predicted model, not a curated record. Lineage: Eukaryota; Metazoa; Chordata; Mammalia; Artiodactyla; Hippopotamidae. Gene Ontology annotation, biological process: cytokine-mediated signaling pathway.
AUGACCCCCACCCUCACGGCCCUGCUCUGCCUUGGGCUGAGUGUGGGCCUGGGGACCCAGGUGCAGGCAGGAGAGUGGACCCUCCCCAAACCCACCAUCUGGGCUGAGCCAGGCUCUGUGAUCUCCUGGGGGAGCGCCGUGACCAUCUGGUGUCAGGGGACCCAGGGGGCCCAGGAGUUCCGUCUGGAUAAAGAGGGAAGCUCAGCCCCCUGGAACAGACAGAGCCCACGGGAGCCUGGGGUCAAGGCCAAGUUCUCCAUCCCCCACAUGACAGAGCCCUACGCAGGGAGAUAUCACUGUUCCUAUAACAGCUCCACUGGCUGCUCAGAGCUCAGUGACCCCCUGGAGCUAAUGGUGACAGGAGCCCACAGCAAACCCACCCUCUCAGCCUUGCCGAGCCCGGUGGUGACCUCAGGAGGGAAUCUGACUCUCCAGUGUCUCUCAUGGCAGGGAUUUGCCCAGUUCAUUCUAACUAAGGAAGGAGAACACAAGUCCUCCUGGACCCUGGACGCACAGCGACGCCCCGAUGGGCAGACCCAGGCCCUGUUCCCUGUGGGCCCCGUGACCCCCACACACAGGUGGACGUUCAGAUGCUACGGCUUUAACAGGGACACCCCCCAGGUGUGGUCGGAACCCAGUGAGCCCCUGGAGUUCCUGGUCGCAGGUGUGUCUGGGAAGCCCUCCCUCCUGACCCCACACGGCCCUGUCGUGGCCUCUGGACAGAGCCUGACCCUCCAGUGUCGCUCUGAUGUCGGCUACGACAGAUUCGCUCUGUCCAAGGAGGGGGGACAGGACCUCCCCCAGCGCCCUGGCCGGCAGCCCCAGGCCGGGCUCUCUCAGGCCGACGUCCCCCUGGGCCGGGUGACCGACGCCCACGGGGGCCGGUACAGAUGCUACGGUGGACACAACCUCUCCUCCGAGUGGUCGGCCCCCAGUGACCCCCUGGACAUCCUGGUGGCAGGACGGCUCCCUGCACCCUCCCUCUCAGUGCAGCCGGGCCCCACGGUGGCCUCAGGAGAGAACGUGACCCUGCUGUGUCAGUCAGGGAGCACAAGGGAAAGUUUCCUUCUGUCCAAGGAGGGGGCAGCCCAUCCCCCUCUGCGUCUUACACCAAAGUUUCGAGGUGGGCAGUUCCAGGCCGAAUUCUCCAUAAGUCCUGUGACCUCAGCCCACAGUGGGACCUACAGGUGCUACAGCUCACUCAGCAGUCACCCCUACCUGCUGUCACAGCCCAGUGACCCCCUGGAGCUCCUGGUCUCAGGAGGCUCUGAGGACCAGCUCCUUCCCCCCACGGAGUCAGGCCCGCAGACGGGUCUCAUAUGGUACCUGAAGGUUCUGAUCGGGGUCUCAGUGGCCUUCGUCCUGCUGCUGCUCCUCCUCCUCUUCCUCCUCGUCCGACACCGGGGUCAGGACAGAUGCAGGAAGUCAGGGGCUGCAGACCCAGAGCCCAAGGACAGAGGCCUGCACAGCAGCUCCUGCCCAGCUGUCGAUGCCCAGGACCAGACCCUCUACGCUGCCAUGAACGACACUCAGCCUGAGGAGGGGGCGCAGCUGGACCAUCUGCAGAACAGGCAGGAUGCAGACCCUCAGGAGGAGGCAUAUGCCCAGGUGAACCGCUCAAGAUCAAGACUCAGACGGGGGAUGGCCACCUCUCCUUCCUCCCUGUCAGGGGGAUGGCUGAACAUGAAGGACAGAGACGCAGAAGAGGACAAGCAGAUGGACAGUCAGGCUGCCGCAUCCGAAGCCCCCCAGGACGUGACCUAUGCCCAGCUGAACCACUGGGCCCUCAGACGGGAGACGACUGCACCCCCCGCCCCCCCGUCAGGGGAGCCCCCAGCAGAGCCCAGCGUGUACGCGGCUCUCGCCACCCGCUAGCCCGGGAAGGACCCAGACCCCACGCUCCAGGGAGGGAGAUCUCAGGGACCCCAGAAGGCACAGCAGCUGCCCGCGGUGGACACCACCUGUGACCCACAGCCAGGACCUGGACUCCUAACGCAGACCACCCAGAGCCCCUGGGACCCUUUGGGGGUCACCUGAUUCCACCAUCAAAGAUAACUAACAACCUUACAUCUCAGGGAUACAGCAACACACUUCUCAGUUAUCCAUGAUUUGGAAAAAGAACAGCAAAUCAUCCCAAAUGAAGGCAAAGGAGGCAAAGAACUAUGACAAGAACAGCGACCGAUGAGGACAAACAGAAAGUAGAGGGAAAUCAAUAAAGUCGCAAACGUCACUCUUGGAAACAUUAACCGCACGCACGCCUCCUAGGCACCAUGGCCAAGGGAAGCAGAGAGAAGUCCCCUCACCAUCAUCACGACACCUCGGCAGACCCUGCACACUUUACACAGGUAAAGAACUUCAUGAACAGUUUUAUGCCCUCAUAUUAGAACAUGUAGGUGAAACAAACAAAAAUCGUCAGAAAUACAAUUUACCAAAAUGAUGGACACAAGGAUAAACAGAAAGUCUGAACUGUCGUAUGUAUCAAAUAUGUUGACUCUGUGUAAUCUUUCUGCCCGAGAUUCAGACUUAGUCAAGAAUGUUCACUCUCAACAAACAUAGGGACACCAAGUGGGGAAAGUGGGGAAGGUUGGAGUGAAUGAAUUGGGAGAUUGGGAUUGCCAUACGUACGUUACUGAUAAGAAAAAAAUUCCAAAUUGUACACUCUAAAUAUAUGCAGUUUAUUCUA